AUGGUGAGACUUAGUCUCAAGUACUUUGGACAUGUUCUCAGGAGGGGCCAGCCCCUGAAGAUGGACAGCAUGCUUGCGGCGGGGCGGAGCGCGGAGGCGGGCGACGCCCCCAACUCGCGGUCCCCGCGCCCCGCCCCGGCUUCCGCCCGGCCCCCCAUCAACGCGCACGCAGCGCGCUCGGGUCGCGGAGGCGCCGGGGAUGAACAGCGAGCCGGGCACCAGCGGUCUGGACCCCGCCUUGCCGCCGCCUGUCCACGCCGCGCCCCCUCCGCCCCCGCCGCCCCCGCCUCCCCCGGCGCCCGGCGCCCAGAGCUCGGCCCCUGCCGCGAGCGGCCGCCACGACCCGCUGCUGCUGCUGCUGCUCCUGCAGUGACCCUCGGCCGCGCCCCGCCUUUGUCCCCGCCGGGCGCGCGGGAGCGGGGCGCAUGGGGCGCCGCUGAUGCCGCCGCCCCACGCCGCCACCGCCGCGCCGCCCUCCGAGGCUGCGUCCCGGGAAGCCCGGACCCCAUGGAGGCGCCCGGGCCGGCCGAGGCGGCCGCGGCGGGCACUGGCCCCGGGGUCCACGACGCCGAGAGCGCUGGGGGAUCUCCUCAAGGGGCGCUGCGCCCCGAGGCGCCCACCUACCGGCUGCAGGACUUCGACACGCUUUCCACCGUGGGCACAGGCACCUUUGGGCGGGUGCACCUGGUGCGGGAGAAGACGGCCAAGCGUUUCUUCGCGCUCAAGGUGAUGAGUAUCCCUGAUGUCAUCCGCCUGAAGCAGGAGCAGCAUGUGCAGAACGAGAAGUCGGUCCUGGAGGAGGUCAACCACCCCUUCCUCGUCAGGCUGUUCUGGACCUACCACGACGAGCGUUUCCUGUACAUGCUGAUGGAGUUCGUGCCGGGCGGGGAGCUGUUUAGCUACCUGCGGAAUCGGGGGCACUUCAGCAGCAGCACAGGGCUCUUCUACUCCGCCGAGAUCGUAUGCGCCAUCGAGUACCUGCACUCCAAGGAGAUCGUGUACCGCGACCUGAAGCCAGAGAACAUCCUGCUGGACAAGGAGGGCCACAUCAAGCUCACCGACUUCGGGUUCGCCAAGAAGCUGGUGGAUAGUAUCACACAGAGAAGUUUCACUGCCCUGAAAAUGACAUGGACCCUCUGCGGGACCCCUGAGUACCUCGCCCCUGAAGUCAUCCAGAGCAAAGGGCAUGGGAGGGCUGUGGACUGGUGGGCACUCGGCAUCCUCAUCUUUGAGAUGCUGUCGGGGUUCCCUCCAUUUUUCGAUGACAACCCAUUUGGAAUUUAUCAAAAAAUUCUUGCAGCCAAAAUAGAUUUUCCCAGACAUUUGGAUUUCUAUGUCAAAGACCUCAUCAGGAAGCUGCUUGUUGUGGACAGAACAAGACGACUUGGAAACAUGAAGAAUGGAGCAAAUGACGUGAAACGGCAUCGGUGGUUCCGAACUGUGGACUGGGAAGGUGUCCCAAACAGAAGAUUGAAGCCCCCCAUCGUGCCCAAAGUGACUUGCGAUGGCGACACCUCCAACUUUGAUACGUACCCGGAGAAUGACUGGAACAAGGCCCACCCCGUGUCUCCAGAGGACUUGGAGAUCUUCAAGAAUUUCUGAGGACAGGAAUUCCCACGCGGAAGCCAGACUCAAGCGUCCCUGGGACAAAGAUGUGCACACCUCUGCAAAGCUAAAGAACUGCCUUCGUGGUGUGCAGGAGGACGCUUCCAUGUUGCUGUCCAUCCAUGUGGACUCAGAGACUCCAGAGCAGUUGCAAUCCACAGCCCUAGCAUUAUUUAAGCAAUGUCCUGCACCGUAGGAAGUUUUUUGGGGAAAAAAAAACAAAAGCGGUUCGGUUGUAGAUUUCAAGUUACCAUCUCCUGUUGGGUUCCUCCUGCGAUGUCUGCCUUUUCCUCAUAGACUUCAACUUUACAAGUUUGGACAAAACGUGUUCCAUGGUCGCCACCAAGUGUGUGCGUGUGUGUGUGUGCGCGUGUGUGUGUAAAGAAGAGCUUGUGACGUACUCACAGGAAUCGUGCAUGGAUGUCAAUGUGGAAUACUUUUCAGCGCCUAUAAUUUUUAUUUUCAAAUGUGUUUUAUUUCCUUCCAUCCCCAAGAAACUGUUCUUCAGGGGACAAAAAUCUCAAAAGUAUGAUUUUUGCAAUUUUUUUUUUUAAUCAUCUCAUCUGCCUUUUAUAGUUUUUUGUGGUGGGGAAAAAAAAGAUUAUGUGAGGUUUACAUCUGUUGCUUCUAUAUAAACCAAAUCAAACCCACUGCCGGCGAGUCGAUUCUGGCUCAUAGUGACCCUAUAGGACAGAAUAGAACUACCCCAUAGGGUUUCCAAGGAGCGGCUGGUGGAUUUGGACUGCUGACCUUUUGGUUAGCAGCUGUAGCAUUUAACCGCCACCAGGGCUCCAGCUUGUGGAGGCUGAGAGGGCAACUUUUGUCCCAGAGCAACCAUUGACCAUGUUGAGUCACUCCAGGAAUUUUCUGUGUUACAUUCAAAAACGUCACACAGCAUCGUGGUGUGGCUUCCUGUUAAAAUCCCAGUUUAAAUCCGUUGGACAAAAUAUAGUUCCCAAGCUAACAAAGAACUUUUAACAUCAAUUCCAUGGCAUGGCAUGGACCUGGGUAGUGCAGACAGUUAUCGUGCUCAGCUGCUAGCUGAAAGGUUGAAGGUUCAAGCCCACCCAGAGGUACCUUGGGAAAAAAUCCCGGUGAUCUAGUUCUGAAAGGUCAUAGCCUUGAAAACCCUCUGGAGCACAGUUCUACUCUACACACACGUGGGAUCGCCAUAAGUCAGAGUCGGCUCGAUGGAAAUUGGUUUUGGAGUCCCUGGAGGGUGCAAACAAUGAACAUGUUUGGCUGCUAGCUGAAAGGUUAGAGGUUCGAGUCCACCCAGAGGUGCCUCGGAAGAAAAGGCCUGGUGAUUUACUUCUGGGAAAAAUCAGCCAUUGAAAACCCCGUGGAGCACAUUUCUACUGUGACACUCUUCGGGUCACCAGGAGUCAGGAUCGAGUUGACGGCAACUGGUUUAGUUUUGGGAAGAGCGGAGACAUGAAUCAUCUACAGAACGUCAGCGUUCGACAUGGAACAAUGAGCCCUGCUUGGUCCUGCUGGUUUCCAGCGAAAGGUUAAAUUUAAGUUCAUUUAAUACACAAUCCCCUCUCCAAGGUCACAGAGGCUUUUAUAGAAUUAUCAGUGGGUAGAAUUUAUCUCUUUCGAACAGACGAUAGUUACCCAAGGCCCACUGCUGUGAAGUUGAAUUCUGACUCAGAGCAACCCUACAGGAUAGAACAGAAUUGCCCCAGAGGGUGUCCCAGGCUGUAACCUUUCCUGGAGCAGACUGCCACAUCCUUCUGUGGAGUGGCUGGUGGCUGCUCACCGACCACGUUUCAGUUAGCAGCCGAGGGCUUUCAGGAGCACCCGGCAAAUGUUUUUCGUCAGGACUGACUCACUCAGAGCCAUAUGUUCCAUAGUCCCAAUGACUGUGUCCCUAAAUAUGGGUCUUCCCAGAAACUGACCAUUUUCGGUGUCCUUGGAGCCUGUAGCAAGCAUGAUUUAUUUUCCUUCUUGUUCUUCCUCUCUCCAUUCCUGAUUCUAGGCUUUACUGUACAAACCCACACAGAUUGGACUUUCUCUGUUCACUCAGACUCAGCUCAGAAAUUAAAUUGUUAAGAUCGGUUUAUCUGGUCCAACGGCCCAACUGAGACCUUCCCAAAGGAGGGGGCCACAGCAUUCAAGAUGUAGGUUCCGGAACCUUCCGGGGACUUCAAGGGAUACAGCACCACGGAGACCACCUUCAUAGCUCAGGGUCUCUUGAGUCACCUGGUGGAUUCUUGGCCAUUGGUGUUGCUUUUCCAUGUCAUACCUGGGAAGACAUUUCUUCUCUGUGGGACUUGCUGCCUCUCUCUUCUGCUCACAAAUCUUGUGAUGCCAAGAACUUUUUGUGAAGGUCGUACAUCUUUUAGGGUAGCAAAAUUCCAAAGGAAACUCAGUUGCCUAUCAGAUUUGGAGGACCCUGGGCGACACUCAGGCUAAGCGUUUGACGACUAACCCAAAGGUUGGAGGUUCGAGUCCAUCUGAGGCACGGUGGAAGAAAGGCCAGGUGAUGUGCUUCCCAAAGGUCACAGCCAAGAAAAUCCUAUGGGACACAGCUCCACGGUGAUGCAUGUGGGGGUGCCAUGAGUCAGAAUCGGCUCAACUGCAGUGGGUUUGUUUGGGUUGUCAGAAUUGGCCAGAUUCACAAAUCUCUUCCUUGUCUUGUUCAAUCCAUCCCAAAUCUUAUUCGUCAAUGAGAAGACCGUGGCUUUGUGUAUUUAAAGGCGGCGUGAAGAGAACUUCCACCUUAAAAGGGUUUAAGAGAGUGAAAUUUAAGAUACAAAACAUUUUUCCCCCUCUUACCAGUCGUAAGGAGCCCUGGUGGCGUAGUGGGUAAGAGCUUGGCUGCUAAUCAAAAGGUCAGCAGUUCGAGUCUGCCAUCCACUCCUUGGAAAUCCUAUGGGGACACUUCUACUUUGUCCUAAAGGCUUGUUAUAAGUUGGAAUCGACUCGACGGCAACGGGUUAACAGGUUUCCAGUCAUAAAUGACCCAUACUUUAAAAAAAAAAAUUAUUCCAUUUUCCAAAAAUAAACGGCAAAACGUGCACCAAUUUAACAGUUUCUGCAUGUAUAAUUGAGUGUUGGAGAUUGUGUUCUUCAAGUUGUGCAACUGUUCUCACCCUCCUUUUCAGUUCUUCCUUCCCCGUUAGGGUAAACUCACUGCCCUCAGACCUUCUCGUCUAACCUUCUAAAUGGCCUAUGCUUCCAGUAGUAAUCAAUGCAAUAGGUGAUAUAGGGAGUCCUGGGUGGCCUGAAUGCUUUGCACUGGACUACUAACCAAAAAGUUGGCAGCUCGAACCCGCCCAGAGGCACUUUGGAAGAAACGCCUGGUGACUUUCCUCCCAAAAAUCAGCCAUUGAAAACGCUAUGGAGCCCAGCUCUACUCUGCACACAUGGCGUUGUGAGUUGGAGUUGACGGCAAUAAACAGCAACCGCAAAGCUUAAGGUUUAGUCAAAUAAACUGUUUUAACUGAGUAACUCAACAAGAAUUAGUUUAAAAUGUUGAGCUCAGUAAAACCCCCUACAGAAUGAUUUUUCUCAGUCACCAUUUUGUUUGGAUUAGAAUAAGGGCCAAGGUCAGCCAGGAGCUUAGCAUGCAAUUUCUGAAAUACUCAAUCGUUGACUAUGAGAUGCUUAAGUCAGCACAGUGGCUUUGCGCCAUGAGAUAAGAACCUAGAGUUAAGAAAACAUAAGUCUCAUUAUCUGACUCUAAAAAUAAAAUGUUUAAAUUAUUGUUGGAGCUUUCUGCUUAAAAAAAUAAUUAAGGACCUUCUUUGAAUAUAAUGAAAAAAUUGUACACAGAUACGUUAAACCAGAUGCCUGUUUUUUUAGGUUUGAUUCUUACUCUCCAGAUUUAAUAUCGAGGUAAAAAUAGCAUUGAGAAUACCUGAAAUGCACGGCCUUAUUUAUGAACAAAUAUGCAGAAAAUGAGAAUGUGUGAACAUGUCAAUUACAUUAUUCUCUGAAAGCACUGUCAUCAGCCUGCAGCCAUACAAAGCAAAUUCAGAAUUAAAAGGAAUUCCAAGAACAUUUGAUGGUGUUAAACCCACCUUCAGUGGUCUCGCACGUUUUAAUAUCCACAGUGCCACAUGCUAAAUGGUGACUGUCUGUGAACUGGCCGUUAAUCUCACAGUGUGAUGUAAUGUUGCUACUGGUUUAAUCAAAAUGAGGAAUCAACAGUCAUUGCACGUACAGUGAAACGUGUGAGAACUGAAAGUCCAUGAAACUGCCUCGCUUUUCCGGAUCUCAAGGGUUUUCGGCCUUUGACAGGGUACAGUCUUACCACUUUCCUAUUGCUCUUUAUCAUGGAAAAUAUUUGAGCUUUCCUUCUCUGAUAGGUUCCUGCCUUACACAGUUCCUGGCUUUCACCAGUUUUACUGUAAUUAAAAAAUAGUUUACUCUGUGGAGGUGUUUUGACAUUUUCGUGUAUAUUCUCCAAUGUCAUCACUGUGCAAAAUUUAGACGGAAAUUCAUGAAAACAAUCAACCAAUAUGUAUCAGAUUGAGCAAUAGAUUUAUUUUGUUUUAGGUAACUACAUAUGAGUUGACAGCGUUUUCUUAAAUAUGAAUACUAUAAAAGAAUGGAUUUAAGAAAUGCACGUAUCACAACAGGGAGUACAUUGCGGCGGGUCUUGUUUUCGUAAGUGGGAAUGUCACUGGCCUGCUUCAAUAAUGCAUUUAUAAACCCGAGAAGGAAAUAAAGCUACAACCAGUUAUACAGAAUGUAGUACACCUGCACUGGCAGACUUCUGAUGCCCUCACAGCAGAAGUCCGAUUCCUGCUCAGUGGAAACAGACCUAUUGCUGGCAAUGGGCGAAUCAUGAAUUCUGACAUCAACAUGGCAGAACGUGCAAAAGAAAGAUCAGGGAAUUCCAUACCUUCCCAAGGCUGUAAAACCCCACGUGCGAUCCACCUCUGGGUAGCAACUGCACAAUCGUUUGGUUAUACACUUCUAGCCCAUUUUGUUUCACUCUGUAACUCUCUACUUAAAAGCUGAAUUAUGCGAUGUUUCUGCCAAUGAAAACACCACCAGUGGGGCUGAGUAGUGCUGCGAUUUGGGAUGCAUUUACCACUUCUGUGUUGAGCCUAAGUUGCCUCUAUGACUUGGACCCUUCUACUGUGAACAUAUGGCGUAAUACUGUUAACCAAAGACCCCCAGGCAUGGGUCUGCACACUGGAGGCUGUGCCAACAUCCCAACAGAACCUUGAAAUCAUUGGUCCAGCAACUUUGUUUAUGUAGUGUUGGGAAAAUUUGUGGUUGGAUUGUUUUCUCCCCAAGCCAGUUGGGUUUUGCAUUAUGUUAACAUCAUCCUAGAAGAACUUGAUUGCCCGAGCUGUAGAGAUUUGAAAUGUGACUCCUCAGUUUUUCUCCUUAUUUGGUCAGUCAGUCUAGCAUGCAUUUUAUACACGUUGGGUACCUUCUCUGAACUGUCUAUUCCUGUUUUUGGCAGAGGUGAGAGGACUUCUUUCAACCUGAGUGAACGAUAUCCACUCAACAAAAACAAAAGCACAUGAACAGUUGUCUUAAUGUAUUUGCAUACUUUGGGGUGCGUGUGUGUUGGUGGGGGCGGGCGGGUGUCUUAACCAAGCAUAAUGUUUUAAUGUCACGUUUGCUUUGCAAACACGAUGGCCUUGUAACCCGUGGAAUGGUGCUCCAUAGUAAAGGGGAAACAGUGCUGCCACGGUUUUCUUUAAAUUAUUGUGUUUUAAGAAGUCUUCUUUAGCUUUAAUUUCUUCUUCCACGGUGGGUGGACACAGCUGUUAAUUUAAGUAAACAUUGUGAAAUGUGUUCUGAUGGAUGGGAUUUGAAGCCUUUUGAGGCAUAGGGCGUAGCUUUCUUAAGAACUUCAGUAGCUUCGUUCUGUUUUUGCACUGGACCAGGCCCUGUCUUGCACGUUGUCCAUGCGCUUCCAGGGCCCAUGUGGCUGCUGUCCGAAAUGCGGACCUCGUACCAGAAGUGGGGUGCCUUGACGUUUGAUCGGUGUGCCCCCUGGUGGACUGGAGCUAGGAAACCUGCAAAGCAAAGCCAUCUCAGAUACUCAGAGGACAAGUAUGUUCAAAAUCCCAUGAUUUCCUUGCACAAUGAAAACCACUGUGAUUUGUAAAUACACCCUAGAGUAAUUUUACUGCUGUCUAAUUUAUGUAAUGAGACUGUUCAUUCCGGGUUUGUUUAAUAAAACUUUGUAUCUUUUAAGGA
This is a messenger RNA of Loxodonta africana (African savanna elephant), 7779 nucleotides long. RefSeq names its product protein kinase cAMP-dependent X-linked catalytic subunit (gene PRKX). Gene Ontology annotation, cellular component: cytosol; cAMP-dependent protein kinase complex. The transcript has 11 exons. The coding region runs from base 1 to 1602 and encodes 533 amino acids. Gene Ontology annotation, molecular function: cAMP-dependent protein kinase activity; ATP binding. The record is from RefSeq and is a predicted model, not a curated record. Gene Ontology annotation, biological process: peptidyl-serine phosphorylation; signal transduction. NCBI's taxonomy places the organism in Eukaryota, Metazoa, Chordata, Mammalia, Proboscidea, Elephantidae.